Messenger RNA from Salvelinus namaycush (lake trout), 3369 nucleotides. RefSeq names its product serine/threonine-protein phosphatase 2A 56 kDa regulatory subunit epsilon isoform-like. The transcript has 13 exons. Gene Ontology annotation, cellular component: cytosol; nucleus; protein phosphatase type 2A complex. Gene Ontology annotation, biological process: signal transduction; protein dephosphorylation. Bases 794 to 2197 code for a protein of 467 amino acids. The record is from RefSeq and is a predicted model, not a curated record. NCBI's taxonomy places the organism in Eukaryota, Metazoa, Chordata, Actinopteri, Salmoniformes, Salmonidae. Gene Ontology annotation, molecular function: protein phosphatase activator activity.
GUAAAACAUUCGAAUUGGCCUGUCCAGUUUUGAAUGGCAAACUAUCACAGUAGUUUUCUGGGGAAAGGGAAGUAUUUGUGCUGUCUAGAUUUUGUUUCGUUUUUUUGCCAUGAUAACACAAGACCUGUUGGGCUAUGCAGGUAAGCAGCAAUGAGACUUCUGAUUAACUAUAUUUCACCCUUGGAUCAGUGAACAGACUGAUAAAGCCAUGGCUAUCAAUGCCACCCACAGCCUCAGGGCAAGCUACAUGACAUGAUUGUGUGUCUAGGUUCAGGGCUGAGUGUCUUUACUAUGUCUUAUUCUCUGUCUCCCUCUGCCUGGCCCUUUACCAGUUAUAAUGCAUUAGAGACAUUGUAUAAAUUUGACCUGAUCGAUGGAUUCUUGUUAACUCUGCUGCAAACCUUCUGUCAGUGCCGUCCCUCACGCUGCUAAACUGUGGUUUUCUUCUUACACACACAGACUCUUGAGACCUGUAGUAAAUAAUCUAAUUAUGAAUUGCCUUAAUUGGUGGAUAAAAUGUGGUGCAUAUGCGCUAUUCGGUUUAGUUGUGUUCAGUGCAGUUGGUAUUCACCUCUUCUGACUGUGAGCAGGCGGUUGGUUGUGUACAGUGUGGCUUUCCGGCUUCCCCUCCAGGGGCACCUAAUCAAUGGCUAUGAGGCAUAAUCAGCAGCACACACAACUGGACAUUUCCUUAGUACAGACACCGCUGUGAGGAAGCUGUCUUGUGUUUGUGUGUGUUGUGGCUAGAUGUUAAGCUGAGACCUGUCCUUGUCUCACCUCCUAUAGCAGGGCUAUGUCCUCGGCAGCAACCACACCUCCAUCUGUGGACAAAGUGGACGGAUUUUCACGGAAGUCUGUCAGGAAGGCCAAGCAGAAGCGAUCGCAGAGUUCGUCCCAAUUCCGGUCUCAGGGCAAACCCAUCGAGCUCACGCCCCUGCCCCUGCUCAAGGACGUGCCAGCGCCGGAGCAGCCGGAGCUGUUCCUGAAGAAGCUGCAACAGUGCUGUACUGUUUUUGACUUCAUGGACACGCUGUCUGACCUAAAGAUGAAAGAGUACAAGCGCUCCACGCUCAACGAACUGGUGGACUAUGUCACCGUCAGCAGGGGCUACCUGACAGAACAGGCCUACCCGGAGGUUGUCAAAAUGGUGUCUUACAACAUAUUCCGGACCCUUCCGCCCACGGACAGUAAUGAGUUUGACCCAGAGGAGGAUGAACCCACACUCGAGGCCUCAUGGCCGCACUUACAGCUGGUGUAUGAGUUCUUCAUACGAUUCUUGGAGAGUCAAGAAUUCCAGCCCAGCAUUGCCAAAAAGUACAUAGACCAGAAAUUUGUUCUACAGCUCUUGGAGCUCUUUGACAGUGAGGACCCUCGGGAGAGAGAUUACCUGAAAACAGUCUUACACAGAAUCUAUGGGAAAUUCCUGGGGCUGAGGGCUUUUAUACGAAAACAGAUAAAUAAUAUUUUUCUACGUUUUGUUUAUGAGACUGAGCACUUUAACGGGGUUGCUGAGUUGCUGGAGAUCUUGGGAAGCAUAAUCAAUGGUUUUGCCCUGCCGCUCAAAGCAGAGCACAAACAGUUUCUGGUCAAAGUGUUGAUCCCCCUCCACACUGUCAGGAGUCUGUCCCUCUUCCAUGCACAGUUGGCGUAUUGCAUUGUACAGUUCCUAGAGAAAGACCCAGCGUUAACAGAACCAGUCAUCAGGGGCUUACUGAAGUUCUGGCCAAAAACCUGCAGUCAAAAAGAGGUUAUGUACCUGGGGGAGCUGGAGGAGAUCCUAGACGUGAUCGAGCCGACACAGUUCGUCAAGAUCCAGGAGCCGCUUUUCAAACAGAUCUCCAGAUGCGUAUCCAGCCCACACUUCCAGGUGGCAGAAAGGGCCCUGUACUACUGGAACAAUGAGUACAUCAUGAGUCUGAUUGAGGAGAACUCCAGCGUUAUCUUACCCAUCAUGUUCGCCAGCCUGUACAGGAUCUCCAAAGAACACUGGAACCCGGCGAUAGUGGCGUUGGUGUACAACGUACUGAAAGCCUUCAUGGAGAUGAACAGUACCUUGUUUGAUGAGCUCACAGCUACUUACAAGUCAGACCGCCAGCGUGAGAAGGAGAAGGAGAAGGAGAGGGAGGAGCUUUGGAAGAAGUUAGAGGACCUGGAGCUGAAGAGGAACCUUAGGCGUGACGGGAUAAUUCCCACUUAACGAAGCGCCUCCUCUCCCAUCCAUGUCCACCGGAGCACGCCCUGCGGAUCCUGUACGGCCAUCUGGAACGGCCAUCUGGAACGGCCAUCUGGAACGGCCAUCUGGAACGGCCAUCUGGAACGGCCAUCUGGAACGGCCAUCUGGAACGGCCAUCUGGAACGGCCAUCUGGAACGGCAUGGAGCGACCGGGUUUUUUGUUGUUUUUUUCUGUAUUGUGCGACUUACUUUAUGGUAGAUUCACACGUUGUUUCAUUAUUUCAACAGCACUGUAAAUAACUUUUAUCCUUAAACUGCUAUUAUUGCAAAAUAAAAAUUGUUUAAAAAAAAAUUCUAACGCGAUAAGGAACUUGUGUGGGGGUAAAAAUAUUCUUUGGACAUUAAGACUUGAAAUGAACAGCAAAAAUAACAGAUUGUUUUAACUUCCCUCCUAUUUGAGAACCCCACCGACUCUCCUUGAAUACAAACCCAUUUUCCAUCUCUGGUUCUACUCUUUGCUCUUUCUCUCUCCUCUCUGUCCCUCUCACACUUUGGUGCUUCUGUACCUCUCUCCCUUUGUGGGAUGUCCUGACUGAGUGAGAUACCUGGGAGGCCCCGCCCUGACCAAGAGGGCACCCCUUCUCUAUAAGGACCACCCUCUCACCCCUCCUGACCUGACUCAUGCUGAAGCUAUGCUGGUAUUAUAUUAUGGACCCAUUAGCCAUGAGGAAAUGAAUUUAACCCCUCGUCCCUCUCAACCCCUCCUCCAAGAGGCGAACAUGUUAAGGUCCUGUAUGUACAGGGACUAAAAUAAAAAAACAAGGGAAGAUCUCCAUACACACACUUACAUUCAUUCUCUCGCACCAUUUUUCUCCCCACUUCCACAUUUGUUUCUUUUCACUUGUGUGUGUAUGUCUCCCCAAUGAUUGAUUGGUUUCUGUCAGUUCAGUUGUCUCUUUGGUUUUGUGGACUUUGACCCUGCAGUACCAGGUAGCCUGGUAUCAGUCUGGUACUGGUACCCUCCAGCCACACAGAAAAUAUGAAAAAUGUAAAAAAAAAAAUAAUAAUAAUAAAAAAAACGAUUGCGAGCUAUAGAGGAGCACCAAACUCGCCUAUUGUGAAAAGGAGUGUCACUCCCAUGUGUGCUUUACACAGUAUUACAAACCUGUAUAUUGUUAUUAAACGCAGUACACUGA